Molecule: messenger RNA, 2244 nt
Organism: Sorghum bicolor (sorghum)
Lineage: Eukaryota; Viridiplantae; Streptophyta; Magnoliopsida; Poales; Poaceae
Product: AAA-ATPase At2g46620
Exons: 1
Coding region: 574-2151 (525 amino acids)
Molecular function (GO): ATP binding; ATP hydrolysis activity
Source: RefSeq, a predicted model, not a curated record
CCAUGUUUUUGUCCAGAUUCAUAUAAAAAACGAUGUUUUUAUUCACAGUAAAAACAACAUUUUUAUUGAAGUCUUGAACUGCCUCUCUAAAAAAAAACUUGAAGACUUGAACUCAAUUUAUAUUUCUUUGUUAACCAGCUAUCAUCAUAACUUUGAAACUGUAACUGCAUCACGGCGAGGUUUGUCUACAGUCGACUUCAAAUCUGUCACCGACGGAUAAAAAAAAUUGUAUCUUUUUGUCAAUUCUGCGCGAACGGUACGAAAUUUGUAAAUCAGUUUUCAGCUGUUCCAUUUUGGGCCGGUUUCAUUCAUGGAAGUCUGAAACGCCGGGCCCAAUAGUCUGUCUGUGAAGUGAAUGAAACGCAGGCUGCUGCGGCUGCCUGCCAAGCCUUUUUUUCUAUCCACCUUCUUUGACCGCCAUUCCUCUCGUCAAACAGCAUUUCCACCCAUUUCCUCCAUCUUAAAAAGCCCAGCCUCUCUCUUCACAUCGGCAACUGUACAGGACGUGGGCGUCCACGAGACCACGACCACGACCACGACACGGACCCGAGCCAUCACAGAAAGCAAGCAGCCAUGCCACUGCACGCCACGAGCCCCGCCGGCGUGCUCGCGUACGCCGCCCUCGCGCUCGCGGCGCUGCGGCUGCUGCUGUCCUACAAGUCGGCGCUCUACGCGCUGCGCCGCCUGUGGCGGUGCGCCGACGAGUGGGCGCAGGCGUACCAGUACCACGAGGUGCCGCGCUUCGCCGGGGCUGGGUGCGACGGCGCCGAGAACCCGCUGUUCCGCAAGGCCGCCGCUUACGUGGCGGCGCUGCCGUCGCUGGAGGACGCGGACGCCGCGUGCGUGGUGUCCUCGGCGUCCCGGACCAACGGCGGGCUCUCCCUGCAGCUCGGCCCGGGCCACACCGCGCGGGACGCGUUCCUCGGUGCGCGCCUGUCGUGGACCAGCGCGGGCGGCGGACCCGAGCGCCUGGUGCUGCGGGUGCGCCGCCACGACCGCUCCCGCGUGCUAAGACCUUACCUGCAGCACGUGGAGUCCGUGGCCGACGAGAUGGAGCAGCGCCGCCGCGAGCUGCGGCUCUUCGCCAACGCCGGCACCGACGCGGACACAGGCGCGCCGCGCUGGGCGUCGGCGCCCUUCACCCACCCGGCCACGCUCGACGACGUAGCCAUGGACCCGGACCUCAAGGCCCGCGUCCGCGCCGACCUCGAGAGCUUCCUCAAGGGCCGCGCCUACUACCACCGCCUCGGCCGCGUCUGGCGCCGGAGCUACCUCCUCUACGGCCCGCCGGGCACCGGCAAGUCCACGUUCGCGGCGGCCAUGGCCAGGUUCCUGGGCUACGACGUCUACGACGUCGACCUGUCCCGCGCCGUCGCCUCCGGCGACGACCUCCGCGCGCUGCUCCUGCACACCACCCCGCGCUCGCUCGUCCUCGUCGAGGACCUGGACCGGUACCUGCAGGGCGGGGGCGGGGACGGGGAGGCACGCGCGGCCAGGGUGCUGAGCUUCAUGGACGGCGUCGCGUCGUGCUGCGGCGAGGAGCGCGUCAUGGUGUUCACCAUGCGCGGGGGCAAGGACGCCGUCGACGCCGCGGUGCUGCGCCCCGGCCGGCUGGACGUGCACAUCCAGUUCACGCUCUGCGACUUCGAGGCGUUCAAGGCGCUGGCCAGCAACUACCUUGGGCUCAAGGACCACAAGCUGUACCCGCAGGUGGAAGAGGGGUUCCACGCCGCCGGCGCCCGCCUCAGCCCCGCCGAGCUCGGCGAGAUCAUGCUGGCCAACCGCGCGUCCCCGAGCCGCGCGCUCCGCAGCGUGAUCACCAAGCUCCAGCACGUCGCGUCCGGGGGCGGCGCGGCGCCGCGGUACCCGUCGCACAGGCGGAACACGAGCUGGUCCGGCGGCGGGCACCAGUGGGAGGACCAGGCCCAGUCGGCGCGCGCCAGCGCGGACUCCGCGCUGGCCGACGACGAGACGGCCGCCGGGGCCCCGCCGACGUGCGGGGUGUUCGGCAAGGAGGCGCCGAUGAGGGAGUUCAAGAAGCUGUACGGGCUGAUCAAGAUCAGGAGCCGGAGGGAGGGGUCGGGCGUCGUGCCACAGGAAGGCGACGCGCACGGGCCGCCGACGCCGGGCAACCACGACAGGGACCGGUGAACGUUGUGGAUGGUAGAAUUGUAGUGGCCAGCAAAAAGAAAGCUUUUUUAUUUCCUUUUUUUCUUGUUAUUAUUACAGUUUGUUGUUACACUA